CUGACCCGGAAGCGCUCGGGCCCGGUAGGGCCACUUCCUGCCGCGGCCCCGCCCCGCCCUGCUUCCGGCGCGGCCCCGCGGGCUCGGCAACCUCGGCGCAGUGAACGCGGGCGGCGAACCAGGGCCAGGGGGCGGUGGCGGCCACUGUCCGGCCGGGUUCCCGCUGCUCCCGGCCCCCGCUCUGGGCCUGCCGCCGGCGCUGCUAUGGGCAAGAAGCACAAGAAGCACAAGGCCGAGUGGCGCUCGUCCUACGAGGAUUAUGCCGACAAGCCCCUGGAGAAGCCCCUGAAGCUAGUCCUCAAAGUCGGAGGAAGUGAAGUGACUGAACUCUCAGGAUCCGGCCACGAUUCCAGUUACUAUGAUGACAGGUCAGACCAUGAGCGAGAGAGACACAAAGAAAAGAAAAAGAAGAAGAAGAAGAAAUCCGAGAAGGAGAAGCAUCUGGACGAUGAGGAAAGGAGGAAGCGAAAGGAAGAGAAGAAGCGGAAGCGAGAGAGGGAGCACUGUGACACGGAGGGAGAGGCUGACGACUUUGAUCCUGGGAAGAAGGUGGAGGUGGAGCCGCCCCCAGAUCGGCCAGUCCGAGCGUGCCGGACACAGCCAGCCGAAAAUGAGAGCACACCUAUUCAGCAACUCCUGGAACACUUCCUCCGCCAGCUCCAGAGGAAGGAUCCCCAUGGAUUUUUUGCUUUUCCUGUCACGGAUGCAAUUGGGACAAGGACCCUCUACCCAGUGCCCCCACAGCCAGGCUCCGAGGCAGAGGCCCAGGGUCCCUGA
Molecule: messenger RNA, 777 nt
Organism: Piliocolobus tephrosceles (Ugandan red Colobus)
Lineage: Eukaryota; Metazoa; Chordata; Mammalia; Primates; Cercopithecidae
Gene: BRD9
Product: bromodomain containing 9
Exons: 6
Coding region: 205-777 (190 amino acids)
Biological process (GO): regulation of transcription by RNA polymerase II
Cellular component (GO): nucleus
Source: RefSeq, a predicted model, not a curated record